AGAAAGUGAGGUUAAAAAAAGAAAGGUACAAAAAUGGAGUUUGAAGAGGAAGUAAUGGAGCCUGUGAGUCCUCUUGGACAAUACUGCAAUAGCUCUGUGUUAUCAAUUUCGGUGCUUGUUAUUCUUGAGAUGGGGAUUCCAAUCGAUGAUUCCCAAACAAUGUCACUUCUUAGAGAUGUUUUCCUUCCCAUUCAUCCACGUUUCUCCUCGAUCAUGGUUAAUACAAAUGGAAAGAAACAAUGGAAGAAAGUUGAAGUAAAGCUUGAAGAUCAUGUUAAUGUUCCUAUUUUUCCCUCUGGACUUUCUCUUGAAUCAUAUGAUCGUUAUUUUAACGACUAUUUAUCAAAGAUAGCAAUGGAAAGAUUUCCACAAAAUAGACCUUUAUGGGAACUUCAUAUAAUCAAGUACCCAAAUACAAAUGCAGCUGGUAACGUUGUAUUCAAGCUUCACCAAUCACUUGGAGAUGGCUACUCUCUAAUGGGUGCCCUUCUUUCUUGUUUACAAAGAGCUGAUAAUCCUUCACUUUCCCUCACUUUCCCUUCACGCAAACGCUCUAAAAUGCAAAGUGACAAAGAAAAAAGUUUAUUUUCUUUUGUCCCUCAAAUCUUCUCCUCGGCUUUUAACACUUUAUCGGAUUUUGGGCGGAGCAUCUUAAAGAGCAAUUUAUUUGAAGAUGAUCAAACACCGAUUCGUUCUGGGGAUGAUCGAGUUGAGUUUCUGCCGAUUACAAUUACCACCGUGGCUUUCUCUCUUGAUAAGCUCAAACUAAUUAAGUCCAAGCUCGGAGUGACAAUAAACGAUGUGAUUUCAGGAAUAAUAUUCUUGGGAACUCGCUUAUACAUGCAAGAGAUUAACCAUGAAUCGAUAAAGUCGGAAUCCACAGCAUUGGUGGUGCUGAAUACAAGGAUGCGUGGAGGGGAUUACAAGUCAGUGAAGGAGAUGUUGAAUCCUGAAACCAAAAUGCCAUGGGGAAAUCGAUUUUCUUUUUUGCAUGUAGAAAUACCAACGUUGAGUGAAUUUACAAAUCCUAUUGAUUUUGUUACGCAUGCACAUCGCCUUAUCAAAAAGAAGAGAAGCUCUUAUGCUGUUUACCUCAAUGGUUUGUUAUUGGAGUUACUGCAGGUAGCAGCUCGAUACGUCACCAAAACAUUAAGGAGCUCAAGUAUGACAAUUUCAAAUAUGAUUGGCCCUGUUGAAGAAAUGAGUUUGGCUAAUCAUCCUAUUACGGGCUUUUACUUUGUUGGGGCUGGUUUACCUGAGGACCUUGGCAUAACAAUUGUGAGCUACAUGGGAAAGCUUAGAGUUGCCUUUAGAAUGGCAAAAGGGCAUAUUGAUUCACAUAAGCUCAAGUCAUGUGUGGAAAAUGCCUUUGAGACCAUAUUUGAAGCCUCAAACAAACUUCCCAGCUACUAAGAAAAUUAAAAUUAUCUAGUUCUUCCUCUUAUGUUUGCCGAAUCUUAAUUUAGGGACUAAAUUCCAAUUGAUGAAAUUUUAUGGGUGAUGGAACAAAUCGCUUUUUUUAUUUUUA
Ziziphus jujuba (common jujube) is the source of this 1528-nucleotide messenger RNA. Its product is annotated as wax ester synthase/diacylglycerol acyltransferase 4-like. Gene Ontology annotation, biological process: triglyceride biosynthetic process. Gene Ontology annotation, cellular component: plasma membrane. The record is from RefSeq and is a predicted model, not a curated record. The coding region runs from base 34 to 1413 and encodes 459 amino acids. Lineage: Eukaryota; Viridiplantae; Streptophyta; Magnoliopsida; Rosales; Rhamnaceae. The transcript has 5 exons. Gene Ontology annotation, molecular function: diacylglycerol O-acyltransferase activity; long-chain-alcohol O-fatty-acyltransferase activity.